Messenger RNA from Ramularia collo-cygni, 726 nucleotides. Its product is annotated as related to mRNA turnover protein 4. NCBI's taxonomy places the organism in Eukaryota, Fungi, Ascomycota, Dothideomycetes, Mycosphaerellales, Mycosphaerellaceae. The record is from RefSeq and is a predicted model, not a curated record. The transcript has a single exon. Bases 1 to 726 code for a protein of 241 amino acids. Gene Ontology annotation, molecular function: RNA binding. Gene Ontology annotation, cellular component: preribosome, large subunit precursor; nucleolus. Gene Ontology annotation, biological process: ribosomal large subunit biogenesis; nuclear-transcribed mRNA catabolic process; ribosomal large subunit assembly.
AUGCCCAAAUCCAAGCGCAACCGCAUCAUACACACGUCCGUCGUGCAGAAGAAACCGUCCAAGGAACGCGGCGUGGCCCUCUACGAAAAUGUGCAAACAGCAAUCUCCUCCUUCGCCCACAUCUUCGUCUUCGACGUCGCCAACAUGCGCAACACCUACCUCAAAUCCGUCCGACAAAACUUCUCCGACAGCAGAAUCUUCUUCGGCAAAACAAAAGUCAUGGCCAAAGCCCUCGGCCAAACGCGCGAGACGGAACACGCGCCGGGAUUGUGGAAGUUGAACGCCUAUCUCAAAGGAAGUGUGGGAUUGCUCUGUACGAAUCGUGCGCCGGAGGAAGUAUUGAACUUCUUCGCUGAAUACGUCGAGGUGGAUUUCGCGCGGGCGGGCACAGAGGCGAGUCGGACGGUGGUGAUUCCCGCGGGAGUCGUCUAUUCCCGAGGAGGAGAGGUUGCAGUGGAGGAUGAUGUGAUGCUGCCGCAUUCGUUGGAGGUCAUGGUGCGAAAGUGGGGAAUGCCGACGAGGUUGGAUAAGGGGAAAGUCGUGCUGGAUCAGGAGUACACUGUGUGUCAACAAGGCAAGGAGCUGAACAGCCAUCAAUCUGCUUUGCUGAAGCUUUUUGGAAUGGCGACGGCGGAUUUCAAGGUGGAGAUUCUGGCGUAUUGGAGUGCCGCUACAAGCGAGGUCACCAAGGUGGAUCAGGAUGCGGGCGCAAUGGAGGAGGGUUGA